Molecule: messenger RNA, 2165 nt
Organism: Bursaphelenchus okinawaensis
Lineage: Eukaryota; Metazoa; Nematoda; Chromadorea; Rhabditida; Aphelenchoididae
Source: the annotation of a GenBank genome assembly
AUGCUGAUCAACAAGAACUACUUGAGUAGUAACCAUGGUAUGUGCAAGAUCUUGCACAUCAUUACCGGCUUCAUCGUAUCUUCAUUACUGUGUGCCAAUUGGUAUGGAGGACGAAGUUGUUUCAGCGAAAAAUUCAUUUCCAUCCCGGCUGGCAUCAACAUGGCCUUGGUGUUCAUCAACAUUGUUGUUUUCAUCAUGAACUUUAUCGACUUUGGCAAUAGAGUUGUGGUGAGUUAGGGUGGGUAAAGGGAGCUCUACCUUAAUUUGGAGCUAACACUUAUGUAAGGGGUUUUGACUGUCAUUUUGGGUGUGAUAUGACGAUCUAUCUCUAUAUAAUCCAGGAUAAUAAGGCUUUUUAAAUUUUGGAGUUAAAAAAAGUCUUGUUGUCAUUUUACAUUGGUUUACUAGGAAACAGCAAAUAAUGAAAAUCGAGUUAUAACUAGUGGUAUAUAUACAAACAUAGCGCAAAAAAAUCUAAGACUUAUGGUGUAAAAAUUUUUUGCCAACAAUCUCUAGUUUUUGAGAUAUGGCAGGUCAAAGUUUGGUUUUUUAAACACUUUUGUCUCAUGUUCGCUUUUUGAGCGCAGGGCAUAAGCGCUUCAAUAGCAGCGAGCGAGUGAGCCCGACUUGGACUCGGAACCUCAAGGGUUCGGUUCCCGUCGGCUUCCAAAGGCUAAAACACCUCAAAAAUGGUUUUUAUUUUUUUUCAAUUUUAUAGUUAAUAACUACAGUCUUAAAACUAAACAUAAGUAACAUUUUGAACAUAUGAAAAAAGAAUAUAACAAAAUUUAAACCUAAAUAAUUGAUUAAAAAUUUUCAACAAUAGUUGUUCAUAACAUUUGUAUUAUUUCACUUUCACCGUUAUGGUAGACAUUAAUAUUAUUGGUGGUCAAGUUGACGUCAGCUACUGAUAUUUCUAAAGCUAUUAGAAGAGAAAAGACUUCUUUCCAAAUUCUGUACAGUAAGUUGUUAAUGUUGAGAGACUCUGAUAUCUUAUUGCCAGAAAAUUAUGAAAAUAUGAACGAAUUUUGGGAUAGUGACGUACAAGAAAUGGAUAGUGACGUACAAGAAAUGGAUAGUGACGUACAAGAAAUGGAUAGUGACGUACAAGAAAUGGAUAGUGACGUACAAGAAAUGGAUAGUGACGUACAAGAAAUGGAUAGUGACGUACAAGAAAUGGAUAGUGACGUACAAGAAAAACCAUUUCUUGUACGUCACUAUCCCAAAAUUCGUUCAUAUUUUCAUAAUUUUCUGGCAAUAAGAUAUCAGAGUCUCUCAACAUUAACAACUUACUGUACAGAAUUUGGAAAGAAGUCUUUUCUCUUCUAAUAGCUUUAGAAAUAUCAGUAGCUGACGUCAACUUGACCACCAAUAAUAUUAAUGUCUACCAUAACGGUGAAAGUGAAAUAAUACAAAUGUUAUGAACAACUAUUGUUGAAAAUUUUUAAUCAAUUAUUUAGGUUUAAAUUUUGUUAUAUUCUUUUUUCAUAUGUUCAAAAUGUUACUUAUGUUUAGUUUUAAGACUGUAGUUAUUAACUAUAAAAUUAAAAAAAAUAAAAACCAUUUUUGAGGCGUUUUAGCCUUUGGAAGCCGACGUGAACCGAACCCUUGAGCUUCCGAGCCCAAGUCGGGCUCACUCGCUCGCUGCUAUUGAAGCGCUUAUGCUCUGCGCUCAAAAAGCGAACAUGAGACAAAAGUGUUUAAAAAACCAAACUUUGACCUGCCAUAUCUCAAAAACUAGAGAUUGUUGGCAAAAAAUUUUUACACCAUAAGUCUUAGAUUUUUUUGCUCUAUGUUUGUAUAUAUACCACUAGUUAUAACUCGAUUUUCAUUAUUUGCGGUUUCCUAGUUACACUAUGAAAAACGACAAGACUUUUUUACUUCUGAUUAACCAAAGGAAAUGUCAUUUUAUAUUAAACCGGAUAAGAAAAAUGACAUUUUUCGUUAACAAAACUAAAGAAAAGACAUUUUUCCUUCAGGAAAAGUACUACUCAAUGUGCUGUGUAGUUCUGUACAUACUCGGAAUGGGCAUUCUCAUCUGGUACAUGAUUCAAUUCCACAACCAACGUGGAUGGCUAGCUGCUGCCGUGGUCUUGUUUGCGCUGAACACGUUCCUAGCCUUCUUCGACGUCAAAAUUCUUCAAGGCGAUAUUGAGGAUGAUUAA